AUGGCAGAGUUUCCAACCAGCUUCCGACACGACGACCAGGACAUCUACCUAACGCCCAGGUAUCACGAAGACGAUUCAGACGACGAAGGUAACAUACCCUGCUGCGACUUUGACGACUUUGACGACAUCUACUUUGCGAACCCCGAGACGUGCUACGCGUCGGCUUAUGGCGCUGCAUCGAACAUGUCCAAGGCGCCGUCAAAGGGCGUCGCACCGCGCAUGUCGUUCUCCCUUGUGCACCUUGUCAUCGCCCUCAUCGCCUCAGUGUGGAUCUGGUGGAUCCGCUCGGGCUACCGGCCGCAAGUCGCACUUUGGCCCCACUGGAAGAGCUCCAACCACGAGGCGCACUGCUACAGCAUCGUCCUGCUCGACGAAGCCCAGCUCGAACCGCUCGCGCACCUCGUGCUCGGCCUGCACAGGAUGCAGACCGACCCCCACCAGAUGGCGGCGUACAAGGACCGGGAGGCGGUGGUGGCCGCCGGACACGCACUGGUGGGGCUGUACAAGGCGCACGCUGCGGGACAGAUCAUUGCCGACGUCGGCGGCUUCUCUGCGCCUGAGGCUGGCGCCGAGGACCCUUUCGUCGAGCUGCAGAGGGUUGUCAAUAAGUGA
Vanrija pseudolonga is the source of this 612-nucleotide messenger RNA. RefSeq lists its product as uncharacterized. The transcript has 2 exons. The record is from RefSeq and is a predicted model, not a curated record. Bases 1 to 612 code for a protein of 203 amino acids. NCBI's taxonomy places the organism in Eukaryota, Fungi, Basidiomycota, Tremellomycetes, Trichosporonales, Trichosporonaceae.